Equus caballus (horse) is the source of this 1785-nucleotide messenger RNA. The record is from RefSeq and is a predicted model, not a curated record. Lineage: Eukaryota; Metazoa; Chordata; Mammalia; Perissodactyla; Equidae.
AGGAUUUUCAAAUUCAUUAAGCUCACUCUCUUACUAGUAUCAGAAUCUCCACCCUCUGACACCAUGGUCAGCUCUUGUUGUGGCUCCGUCUGCUCUGACCAGGGCUGUGGCCAGGAGACCUGCUGCCGCCCCAGCUGCUGUCAGAUCACCUGCUGCAGGACCACCUGCUACCAACCCACCUGCAGUGUGCCCAGCUGUUGUAGGCCCCAGUGCUGCAUCUCCAGCUGCUGCCGCCCCAGCUGCAGUGUCUCCAGCUGCUGCAGGCCCCAGUGCUGCAUCUCCAGCUGCUGCCGCCCCAGCUGCAGUGUCUCCAGCUGCUGCAGGCCCCAGUGCUGCAUCUCCAGCUGCUGCCACCCUUCUUGCAGUGGAUCCAGUAGCUGUGGCUCCAGCUGCUGCCGCCCCAGCUGCAGUGUGUCCAGCUGCUGCCACCCCAGCUGCUGCAUUUCCAGCUGCUGCCGCCCCAGCUUCAGUGUGUCUAGCUGCUGCCGCCCCAGCUGUGAUGUGUCCAGCUGCUGCCGCCCCAGCUGUGGCAUCUCCAGCUGCUGCCGCCCCAGCUGCUGCAUCUCCAGCUGCUGCCAGCCCUCUUGCUCCAGUUCUAGCUGCUGCGGCUCCAGCUGCUGCCGCCCCUCCUGCUGUCUGCGCCCAGUCUGUGGCCGGGUCUCCUGCCACACCACUUGCUACCGCCCCACCUGUGUCAUCUCCACCUGCCCCCGCCCUGUGUGCUGCCCCUCCUCUUGCUGCAAGGGGAGCGGGAUGGGAGACUCUCAAACUCAGGAAACCACUCUUGUGAAACCCACUCCUACCCACUUGGGGAAUCCCACGCCUUCCACUGACACCAUGGUCAGCUCCUGUUGUGGCUCCAUCUGCUCUGACCAGGGCUGUGGCCAGGAGAGCUGCUGCCGCCCCAGCUGCUGUCAGAUCACCUGCUGCAGGACCACCUACCUCCGCCCCACCUGCAGUGUGUCCAGCUGUUGCAGGCCCCAGUGCUGCAUCUCCAGCUGCUGCCAGCCCUCUUGCUCCAGUUCUAGCUGCUGCGGCUCCAGCUGCUGCCGCCCCAGCUGCUGCUCCAUCUCCCGCUGCUGCAUUCGCCCUUCUUGCAGUGGAUCCAGUAGCUGUGGCUCUACCUGCUGCCGCCCCAGCUGCAGUGUGUCCAGCUGCUGCCGCCCCAGCUGUGAUGUGUCCAGCUGCAGCAGGCCCCGGUGCUACAUCUCCAGCUGCUGCCGCCCCAGCUGCAGUGUGUCCAACUGCUGCCAGCCCCAGUGCUGUAUCUCCAGCUGCUGCCAGCCCUCUUGCUCCAGUUCUAGCUGCUGCGGCUCCAGCUGCUGCCGCCCCUCCUGCUGUCUGCGCCCAGUCUGUGGCCGGGUCUCCUGCCACACCACUUGCUACCGCCCCACCUGUGUCAUCUCCACCUGCCCCCGCCCUGUGUGCUGCCCCUCCUCUUGCUGCUGAAUCUCUGCCCUGUGACCACCGUCUGUCUACCUCUGUUCUCAUAGAUAUAGACCCCACUGUUAUGCUGACCUUUCGGAAACAGGGAGUGUGCUUGAGGUCACUUGACUGAAUUGGGCCUCAGGAUUCCAUUGGGGAACCGGGUCACGCUGUUGCAGGAGACAGAUGUGGUCCCGAGCACUUAUGCUUAACCGAGUUUACCCUUCAACCUGACCAGUGGUGAAAUCAUUCUCCUGACUUCUUUUUUCUACGGCUUUUCUGUACCCUGCUAUAUUUCUGUAACAAAAUAAAGUUACUUCUCCCUGCAUUAAAAAUUCAGCGUGAUUGUGGCUCCCUUGA